Molecule: messenger RNA, 6044 nt
Organism: Phalacrocorax carbo (great cormorant)
Lineage: Eukaryota; Metazoa; Chordata; Aves; Suliformes; Phalacrocoracidae
Source: RefSeq, a predicted model, not a curated record
ACGGGGCGGGGCGCGACGCGACGCGACGCGACACGCGCCGGUUUGAAUCGGCGCGGGGCGCUGGGGCCCGGGCGCGAGAUGGGGACGGUGGAGCCGGCGGCCCGGGCGCGGCCCGAGGAAGGGGUCCCUGCCCCCACGGCUGCCGGCCCGAGGUGCAUCGAGGUCCCCCGGCCGCCCUCCAUCGAGGAGUUCACCAUCGUGAAGCCCAUCAGCCGCGGCGCCUUCGGGAAGGUGUACCUGGGCCGCAAGGCGGGGAGGCUGUACGCUGUGAAGGUGAUGAAAAAAGCAGACAUGAUCAACAAAAAUAUGGUUCACCAAGUCCAGGCAGAGAGGGAUGCGUUGGCUCUCAGUAAAAGUCCUUUCAUUGUGCACUUAUACUACUCGCUUCAGUCGGCUAAUAACAUCUAUUUAGUGAUGGAGUACCUUAUUGGUGGAGAUGUCAAAUCUCUUCUCCAUAUUUAUGGAUAUUUUGAUGAAGAAAUGGCUGUUAAGUAUAUUUCUGAAGCAGCAUUGGCUCUUGACUAUCUUCACAGGCAUGGGAUAAUCCACAGGGAUCUGAAGCCAGACAACAUGCUCAUUUCUAAUCAGGGCCAUAUAAAGUUGACAGACUUUGGCCUUUCUAGAGUUACUCUGAACAGAGAGAUAAAUAUGAUAGAUAUCCUUACUACACCAUCAAUGGCAAAGCCAAAACAAGACUACUCACGUACUCCAGGACAAUUGUUGUCUCUCAUCAGUUCUCUGGGUUUUUAUAGUCCUGUUGGAAUGAAAAUGCCAGGGCGCAAUUCAAGUGAAUCAUCUGACAGUCUGCAUGGAGUGAUUUCUCCCUUACCUAUGGUUCAGAAGGAAAAUACCCCUCUGUCAGCUAAAUUAUUCAAAACAUAUCUCGAUACUUCUCAGUUACCUCCUGCGAUGCCAGUGAGAAGUUUAACUCCUACUCUACUUCAGUCAAGAAAAAGGUUUGGUACCUCCAGUGCCAGUAGUCAGUCGCACACAUACCUGUCAAGUAUGGAAUCAGAAUGCUGCAGCAGCUCCAGGUGGGAGAAAGAUGUAGAGCAAGGAGAAGAUGAACUAUGUUCUACAACAGGCAAAACAAUUAACAGUGGGUCAGCUCACCUUUCAAAUGUAGACUUACUGAAUAGCAAAGGUAUUAAAGCCUUAAAGAAAAAAGAACUGGAGUCUGCUGUUUCUCCCAUCAGCAGCAAUGAUUCUGGCAGCAGGCUGAAGUUGGGAAGUGAACAUUCUGAUAUAACAGAUACUCCUGUGACCACACUGGAUGUGAAAGGCAUAGUCAGAAAAUGUCUUUCUGAAAACAAGAUUUGGGAAGAAAAACUCUUCAUAAAUAAAAGAGAUAUGACUAAUGAAAUGGCAGAAACUUCCAAUCAACUGCAGUCACUGUCAAGGCAAAAUGAGCCUAUCAAGUCUAUCAAAGAGGAAGAAAUCUUUGAAAAGCCAGGUGUAAAAAGAAGCUUUGAAUUAGUUGACACUAGUCCUUGUCAGGAAUUUAACUAUGUUAAAAAAAGCAAUGCAGAAUAUAAACGUGGCUGUCAGAUCUUGGAAUUUCCAGCAAGCAAAAGGACAGGUUUGACAACAGAAAUUCAAUCCUUAAUGCUUUGUGAUGAUGGAUGCCUACAUGACACCUGCAAAAGCACAGAAGAAGUUAAGAGUUUUAUUGGUAACCAGCAAACAAUAGAAAAAUCAGUUACGCAAAUUGUGGCAAAAAAUCUUAUGUGUGAUCUGGAUGCAGACUAUGAAAAGGAUGAUAAAAAGGAGUACAUGAACUCAAGUUUUUUAGGCACUGAUGAUGAAAAACCUCUAGGAAUCCUCAGUGCAGAUUCUGACUUAUCAUUUCCUGAAAUGUCUGUUACAGAAAGCCAUUUAGAAAAGCAGCUUUUAGAUUUGGACAAAAGUGUUAAAGACCUCUCCUUUGAGGAACCAAAACCAGAAGGCCUGGUAAUAACACCAUCAGAGUCCCAGGAUUCUUCGCAAAACGGAGAGGAAGCACGUACUGUCCAGGACUGCAAGCUGUUAUAUCAUGAAAAAGAUAAUGACCAGAAACACAUGGAAGAAACUUACCUUGACACCGUGCCUUCUCCUUCAGAAAAGCUGAUGGAAGCACUGAAUAUAUUUAAAAAAAAUGCUGUUGUCUUUCGAAGUUAUAAUAGUCCAAUUAAUAUAUCCAAUGUGUCUGAGCCAUGUAGCAUGGCUUCCUUAGAUAUAAUGGAUCUCUCACCUGCUUGUAGUGGCUCUUACCCAACAGCUAUUACUCCAUUACAGAAAGGAAGACCAUAUAGGGUCUAUCAGACACCUCAUCAGGGAGAUGCUGGCACACCGUAUAGGACUCCAAAGAGUGUAAGAAGAGGAGCUGCCCCAGUAGAAGGUGAACGCAUCCUAGGGACCCCAGACUACCUGGCACCUGAGCUGCUUCUGACAAAGCCUCAUGGUUCUGCUGUAGACUGGUGGGCCCUUGGAGUUUGUCUGUUUGAGUUUCUAACUGGAAUUCCACCUUUUAAUGAUGAAACACCAACACAAGUCUUCCAAAAUAUUUUGAAAAGAGAUAUUCCCUGGCCUGAGGGUGAAGAAAAGCUGUCUGAUAAUGCCCAGAAUGCAAUAGAUAUUCUUCUAACAGUUGACAGUACUAAGAGAGCUGGACUGAAGGAAUUGAAACUUCACCGCCUCUUCCAUGGUGUGGACUGGGAUAAUCUACAGAAUCAAACUAUGCCGUUUAUACCUCAGCCGGAUGAUGAAACUGAUACCUCUUACUUUGAAGCGAGGAAUAAUGCUCAGCACCUGACUGUGUCUGGAUUUAGCUUAUAGCAUCAAGAUAAAUGAACUUUCUCCAUGUUUUUGCACACUUACAGGUUGUCCUAUAACACUAGUUCAUUCUUAAUGAAGUUUUCUUGCCAAAUUUAGCGUGCAUUUUAAGUUAACAGUCUGUUUUUAUUAUUGUAUCCUUUUUUCUAAAGUGAAACUACUCUAUGAAACUUAGCUGGUGCCAAGUCCCUUCACGCUACCUUUUUAUCUCUUACUGGCCUUACUAAAAGGCCAGAGCAUCAUAUUUCUUGGAGCUAAUAACACUUGGCAAUGAUGGGGCUUUUCUUAAUAGCAAUGAGUAACUCCUGUUAGGAGGUGUGAAGUUAUUUCCUGGUUAAACGUAAUAGGGAAAGGACAUAAAUGCAUGUGACUUGUAUCUAAUCAUAACUUAGCUAUUGGUGGUCCAGUGUGAUGGCAGUCUUGUUUGGGAGGAGUCCUUUCUGAGCAGUUUGAAUAUAGAUCCCCUGGGCAAAACUGAUGUUUUUAUUUGAGGUGGAAAAUUGAAAUCUUAAUGCAGCACUGAAAUGUCUUACUUCUGUUAAUCUAUCCCAAGAAGGGUUAAAAGACUCAGUGUUGUUCAGGGGUAACUCAGCUAGAUGUGACAUGUGUGAUUGAUGGUAGUUCCACUGGUUAUUAUCCUAUCCUUUCCUAGACAAAUAGGGUAGGGAAAGGAUACUUGGGGCAAGUCUGUUUAAAUUGUUUCAUUGUAACUACUUACGCUGUAGGAAGAUGGACUGAACAGCACACGUUUUAGCAAUUACUGGUUUUAAAUAGAAAAUGCUGCAUAAGUGUUUGUGCUCACUUGUGUCAGAUGAUAGAAAACAAAAACCACCCGAAUGAUAGCUAACAAGUGAAGUAUUAUUUAUACUGAAGCUGCUAUAUAUUAAAGACUAUGAUGUAUAGCAAAUCGUAACAGACUGUUCUGUAAACUUACAACCAGAUCUUAGAUUUUACAAGAACUUAAGCUACAAGUGUAUAUUCAGUAUUACAAAUCCUAAUUAGGGGGAAAAUAUGUUUAAAUCUAUUUUCAUAUGCAACACAAAACUUGCAUCUGCUAGGUUUUAGAGGUUUGUAGGUAAUUCUGUUUAUCUUCAAUGUUUUUCUUGCAUAGGUAUCUUUCUCAGCUGACUUACUGAAGAUUUUUAUUUUUCAAGUUUGUACUUGCUAGAUAAAGAUCAGUCAUGCUAGAUGGUGGUGCCAGUCAGUGGCCAUGUGCCAGAAGUGCUAGCAAGCAUUUUGCUAGCGAUUUUGGCCAAGUGGCUUUUGAAUCUCCUGAACUGACCCUUCUUGUGGGGGGAGUGAGUUGUCCCUUCAUUGUCCUGAUUCCUGGAAGACAAAAUUUAUUGAUGGAAUUCUGAGCAGUGUCUGCUAGGCUUCCUGCUGUCCCUGCAGGUAGCUUGGAAAGGAAUGAGAAUGGUGGAGAAACAUGUUUCCUAGGACCAAAAAAGAGCUAAUUCUUAACAGCUCAGAAUGGCAAAUCCCAGCUGGAGGUGUGAUAGCUCAAACCUGGUAAAACAGAAUCUUGGCAAGCUGCAAAACAUACAGUGGCUCUUGCUCCCUUUGCUUCAGUUCUGAAACUUCAGUUUCAGAAAACUUCCAAAUUGUUGAAUCUUACUGAAAUUAAUGCUACAUUAAAAAGCUGCAAGCAAUCAAAUAUAAUACAUUACUGAAGCAGUAUCUGUAGGCAGCGUUCUCUGAAUAUAAGUUCUUCAGCAUUUUUCCUGUGUAUAGUUAAAAAAUAUAAACUGUGGGAGGAGGAGUACCUUAAUUUAAGUAAUCGCUGGUAUUUUAUGCAAUUUAUUCUUCCAUUUCUAGUAAUUUAGUUUAAGAAAACUAGUCUUACAAGAAUGAAUCUCUCUCACAUAGAGGAAAAUACUCUAAAAAUGUGUUUGGAAAUAACGUGAACUGAACACCACAACAGCUGUGUCUUCAGUCCUUUACAAAUGGUUACAACCUGUUCCCAUUUUGCAGGAUAAUACAUUCCCUUCAAGGCAGAAAAAGUUAGUGGUAUGAUAUUUUAAAGGUAACCUCUAACCCCUUCAUAUAAUUCUUAAUCAGUGCAAGGGUCAAGUAUGCUUCUAUCUAUAACUUUUCUUGACCAAUUGCAAUGAACUACAGAACUGCGUAGAAGUCUUGUAGGUAAUCUAAUGCUAGUGCAUAUGGAGCUGGAGAUGAUAGGACAUCAAAACAUUGGGCAUAGAGAAUCUUGUUAACUUACUGUUUUGUUCUUAUAAAAGCCUCAAACCUUCUUUUAAAAACCUUAUUAAAAAAGCAAAUUGUGGUGGUUCUACCAUAGUUUUAUAAUGUAAGAGGAAAACAUAAAUUCUGUAGAACAAUAAAUAGGCAAAUGGGAACGUUUAAUGUGAGCAGUUGGCACUACACGGCUGUCCAGAACCAUGAAAUUCUGCGCAGUUAGCACUGCAGCCUUGCAAUUCCCCAUUCUCUUCAAUACCUUGCAUUUAUCCUGAUCAUAGCAAACAUGGAGCUGAAUUUAACAAAUUGAUUGUUGGGGUUUGUGGUGUGGUUUUGUUCGCUGUGGGGUCUGGGUUUUUUUGUGUGUGGUGUGUAUGUUUGCUUGUUUAAAAGGUGAAUCCUAGCUUUAUUAUUCAAUAUGAAAUUCAUUGUCAACUCUUAGUCCCACUGUUUUUGCCCCACUUGUUGCUUGACUUUAAAAGCAGGAAAAGCUAUAAUGUAGUAGCUGAAAGAGAUUUAAAGUUUCUUCUCAUUAGUAAUCAACUACAAAUAUUUGUGUAAGCUGGCAAAGGUCUCUGGUUCUUGGAAGCUGUGGAAUACCACUUGGCAGGUACUCUAGCUGUUAUAUAGUGUUUCUUGAAGCCCUAAACUUUAUGUGCAUAACCUAUAUAUAAACUCUGUAGCUUCCAGGUUAUCUUGGGAGACAGUUUGUCUGCUACUGGCUGGACAUAAGUGUGCUCAAAACUGUGGAGACCAGUAAGUGUCAGUUUCUUGUACAGAAAUAGCAAUCUUGGACAAGCGUCACCUCCAUUAACUUGUGCUUAGGCUCACCUAUACACUGUGCAAAGGCUGGAGGCCAAGAUACUGAAUUGCUGCUACCCGUUCUUGAAUUGGCAGGUUCUGGUUUCAGCGUGAUCAGUUUACCUAUGGUUACUCUUACAGUAAAAUGCCUUCCCUUCCUCUCUACUGUGUUCUCAAAAAAUACUUUGCACAUGUUUGUGUAAAUAUAAAAUAAAGUAUUGUGGUCUUGCUGUUGCUGG